CCUCCUCCGCCGCCAUGCUGGCGUUGCUGUCCCGGCUGCUGGACUGGUUCCGGUCGCUGUUCUGGAAGGAGGAGAUGGAGCUGACGCUGGUGGGGCUGCAGUACUCGGGCAAGACCACCUUCGUCAACGUCAUCGCGUCAGGUCAGUUCAGUGAAGACAUGAUUCCUACAGUGGGCUUCAACAUGCGGAAAGUUACAAAGGGUAACGUCACAAUAAAGAUCUGGGAUAUAGGAGGACAGCCACGUUUCCGAAGCAUGUGGGAGCGCUACUGCAGAGGAGUCAAUGCUAUUGUUUAUAUGGUCGAUGCUGCAGAUCGUGAAAAAAUAGAAGCAUCUAGAAAUGAGCUGCACAAUUUACUAGACAAACCACAGCUACAAGGAAUUCCUGUUCUAGUGCUUGGAAACAAGAGAGACCUUCCUAGUGCUUUGGAUGAGAAGCAACUUAUUGAAAAAAUGAACCUGGCUGCUAUUCAAGACAGAGAAAUUUGCUGCUACUCUAUUUCCUGCAAAGAAAAGGACAAUAUAGAUAUCACACUUCAGUGGCUUAUUCAGCACUCAAAAUCUAGAAGAAGCUGAAAUCUUGCCGAAGACUCCCCAGUUGGCCGUAAUCUCAAUUAUCUACUCCCUCCAUGAUGAAACGUUACCCAGGAUAGCCCUCCUGUAUCCAAGGAAUUGCCUUUUUUUCACAGUUCAUGCCUCAUGUGCACUGCUGAAGACUUAUAUUCCUACUUCUGUCAUAAAGAAUUGCCUAGAGUUGUCAUGAGUUGUGCAGACGUUUUUAAGUUCAUCUAAACAGUGGCAGUGGGUGCUUUUUAAAAAAAGAGA
Euleptes europaea (tarantolino) is the source of this 824-nucleotide messenger RNA. It is a transcript of the gene ARL8B, whose product is annotated as ADP ribosylation factor like GTPase 8B. Gene Ontology annotation, cellular component: lysosomal membrane. Gene Ontology annotation, biological process: protein transport; anterograde axonal transport. The record is from RefSeq and is a predicted model, not a curated record. Bases 15 to 575 code for a protein of 186 amino acids. Gene Ontology annotation, molecular function: GTP binding; GTPase activity. The transcript has 7 exons. NCBI's taxonomy places the organism in Eukaryota, Metazoa, Chordata, Lepidosauria, Squamata, Sphaerodactylidae.